Messenger RNA from Lathyrus oleraceus (garden pea), 1889 nucleotides. RefSeq names its product FRIGIDA-like protein 4a. The record is from RefSeq and is a predicted model, not a curated record. The transcript is spliced from 3 exons. Bases 151 to 1716 code for a protein of 521 amino acids. NCBI's taxonomy places the organism in Eukaryota, Viridiplantae, Streptophyta, Magnoliopsida, Fabales, Fabaceae.
AUCACCUUCGUUGUCUUUCAUUUCGCCAUUACCUUUACUCUUUCACACUCUUUUCUUUCUUCUUUCUUCGUUCUUCGUUCUUCUCUUUCUCUUCUAUCUCUUUCUCUGAUUUGAACUAAAUUAGGGUUUUCUUCUUCUUCUUCUUCCACCAUGGGGUCUAUCCCCGAUCCCGGCGAGUUAACCGAGUUGGCUCAACCCAGCUUCGAUGACUUCCAACGCCAAACCUCCCUUAUGACUAGCUGCACCCUCCUCUGGAAGGAACUCUCCGACCACUUCUCGUCUCUCGAGCAAGACCUUCUCAACAAAUCUGAAGCGCUUAAUCGGAAAAUUUGUUCUCUCGAUAACCAAACUAACGAGUCGCUUAAUGUUCUCCGUCACCGUGAAUCAACUCUCGACGACGCGCUUCAGAUCGCGCUUCGUGAUAUAGAUAAACGUACUGAAGCUGCUCUUGCUGCACUCACCCGUGUGAAAGAGGAUGUUGCUGAGGGUGAUGGCGACGGUGAGGUUGAUAAUGGUGAAGGAUUGAUGCUGAAAUUGAAGUCGUUUUGUUUGAACAUGGACGCGUUAGGGUUUUGGGGGUUUUUGAUAGGAAAGAAGAAGGAAUUGGAAGGUUUGAGAGCUGAGAUGCCGGAUGCGUUGGAGGAGUGUAUAGAUCCGGCGAAGUUUGUGCUUGAAGCUAUAUCGGAGGUUUUUCCGGUGGAUAAGAGAGGUGAUAAAGGAGGAAAUGAUCUCGGUUGGGCUUGUGUUCUGGUGUUGGAGUCUCUGGUUCCGGUGAUGGUGGACCCGGUGUUGAAAUCGAGGAUGCUGGUGACACCAUCUGUGAAGGAGCUUGCGAAGGAUAUUGCAGAGAAAUGGAAGGUGAGCUUGGAAGAACGCGGUGGUGUGGAGAAUGUGAAGACACCUGAUGUUCACACGUUCUUGCAGCAUCUUGUUACGUUUGGGAUUGUUAACAGUGAUGAUUUGCAAUUGUAUCGCAAACUUGUUAUUGCUUCUGCUUGGAGGAAACACAUGCCUAAGCUUGCACUUUCCCUUGGUCUCUCUAAUCAAAUGCCUGAUAUGAUUGAAGAGUUGAUCAGCAAGGGACAACAGCUUGAUGCUGUUCACUUCACAUUUGAAGUGGGUCUUGUGGACAAGUUCCCACCUGUUCCACUUCUCAAAUCUUUCUUGAAGGAUGCUAAGAAAGUCGCUGCGUCUAUUUUGGAAGAUCCUAAUAAUGCAGGGCGAGCAUCGUAUCUAGCUGCAAGAAAGGAGCAGUCUGCACUUAAGGCCGUGAUUAAAUGCAUAGAAGAAUACAAACUUGAGGCUGAAUUUCCUGCCGAGAGUUUGAAGAAGCGACUUGAACAGUUGGAGAAGGUCAAGCCUGAGAAAAGGAAACAAGUUGCUGUCCCUGCCAAUAAAAGAACAAGAGCAAGCAAUAGCAAUGGAGGCCAUAUGCCACCUGCCAAAGCUGGGCGUUUGACUAAUGCAUAUGUAUCAUCUUUCCCUGCUGCUCCUACAUUUGUUAGAUCUCCUUCACACGGGCAAUACCCAGCUGCUCUACCACCUUAUCCUUCACCACCCCACAUGUAUGGCAGCAGAAGUCCAUCCUAUGCUUAUUCACCAGAGCCAGCACCAGCUAUUGCAGCGUCUUAUCCAACUCCGCCCAUGAACUAUCCUGCUUAUGGUGGCUAUGGAAAUGUUUUGGCACCCACUUAUCAGCAGGCUUACUACCGAUAGAAAUGACUACACUUGGAAGAUGGUAACUACUGAUAUGAUGACCUUGAUCCCAUUUACUUUUGCAAUGUUGUUUGUAAUCACUAACCGUUUAACGGUAGCAGUUCUGUGUGUUAAUUAUAACUACUGUCUCACUUCCUGCUCUGCAUGGGUGGGGGGAGAAGUUGUAUGUCUAA